UCCAUCUUGCUCCCAACAUGAAUGCCUUCAUUCUCCUCGGCCUGGUGGCGGUCAUCGCUAUUGUUUAUGUAGAUGCUCACGGUCGAAUGUGGGAACCAGCGGGUAGAGGAACAGAAUGGAGACGAGGUUUCCAGGUCCCAGAAGAGAAGAAAGAUUACAAUGAUAUGGAAGGCUUUUGCGGAGGAAGAACGGUACAAUGGCAGCAAAACGGUGGCAAGUGUGGUGUUUGUGGAGACAACUGGGCCGAUCCAGAGCCACGUGAACAUGAAGAUGGUGGGAGAUUUGACGCUGGAAUUAUCACAGGGACGUACGCGUCUGGAAAGGUCAUCGAAAUCCAGCCGGAUGUUACAGCCAAUCAUCUUGGUUGGAUUGAGUUCCGCCUGUGUGCCAGAGACAGCCGAAGCACUCCUCUUACCCACCAGUGUUUGGACCAACACGUGUUGGCGGACGUGAAGGGGGAGACUCGUUUCUGGAUAGGGAGUGCUAAAGGAGUGCUCAAAUUCCAAAUUCGACUCCCUGCUGGUGUCACGUGCAAAGAAUGUGUUAUUCAGUGGAAAUACAACACAGGUAAUGACUGGGGUAUCUGUCCCAAUGGAAGCGGAUUGGUCGGCUGCUCUGACACACCAGAACAGUUCUACGCAUGUGCAAACGUCGAAAUUGUUUAAACAUAGCGAUAAUUAUUCACAACAUUAUUAUAGCAAAUUUUAAAUGGUGUAAGAAUGGUUGAAAAAUUGUUUUAAUCCAAAUAGAUCGGAGUUUUGAUUUUAUAGUUUAAAUUUGAUUUUUGUGUGAUGUUAUCAAGGAAGAGACGAGUCUUGGGUUGGUCAGAUUAAUGUUCACCUUAUCUGGAGUUUUAAUUUAUGUUGAAGAUUAACAAGAGUGAAUAAAUAAUAUUUUACUAUUGUUCCGUAUUCAAAUUUGACCUAAAUAACUUCAUCUGCAACAACAUUCUAAUAAAGAAAGCAAUCCAAAGCAUUUAUUGUCUCUGUGCAUUGUGUCCUGUUUG
Molecule: messenger RNA, 1006 nt
Organism: Asterias rubens (European starfish)
Lineage: Eukaryota; Metazoa; Echinodermata; Asteroidea; Forcipulatida; Asteriidae
Exons: 4
Coding region: 18-665 (215 amino acids)
Source: RefSeq, a predicted model, not a curated record